Messenger RNA from Brassica napus (rape), 979 nucleotides. RefSeq lists its product as uncharacterized. The coding region runs from base 137 to 976 and encodes 279 amino acids. NCBI's taxonomy places the organism in Eukaryota, Viridiplantae, Streptophyta, Magnoliopsida, Brassicales, Brassicaceae. Gene Ontology annotation, molecular function: DNA helicase activity. The transcript has a single exon. The record is from RefSeq and is a predicted model, not a curated record. Gene Ontology annotation, biological process: DNA repair; telomere maintenance.
UUCUGUUUAUGAGAACAAUCUAUUACAAGAGGAGCUAAACUACCCAAGAGAAUAAUUGCGAGGGCAACAUGACCAGUGGAUUACACAGUUGACGGAUGAGCAAAGGUCAGUUUAUGAUGCAAUUUUAGGAUCGGUUAUGAGUGGUAAAGGUGGAGUCUUUUUUGUCUACGGGUUUGGAGGAACGGGAAAAACAUUUUUAUGGAAUAUUUUUUCAGCUGCAAUAAGAUCAAAGAGUGAUGUUGUUCUUAAUGUUGCAUCUAGCGGUAUUUCUUCUUUAUUGCUUCCAGGUGGGAGGACCGCUCAUUCAAGUUUUGUUAUUCCUAUAAGUCCAGAUGAGUUCUCCACUUGCAAUAUAGAACCUGGAAGCCAUAAGGCCGAAUUGGUUGCGAAGGCUUCAAUGAUUAUUUGGGAUGAAUCCCCUAUGAUGAGCAAACAUUGCUUUGAGGCCUUGGAUCGUACUUUAUGUGACAUUAUGAAGACUACUGAUGGAAGGCCAUUUGGUGGCAAAGUAGUUGUUUUUGGUGGCGAUUUACGGCAAAUACUACCAGUUAUUCCAAGGGGAAACCGAGCUGAUAUUGUCAUGGCGGCGCUAAACUCUUCUUAUCUAUGGAAGCAUUGCAAAGUGUUACAGCUGACAAAGAAUAUGAGGCUCUUUUCAGAAACAGAUCCUCGAGAAGCUGAGGAGAUUAAAAAAAUUUCCGACUGGAUUUUGGAUGUAGGUGACGGAAAGAUUUAUGAGCCAAACAGUGGAGAAACUAUGAUUGAUAUUCCUAAAGAUCUGCUGGUUAUGAAGUGCACUGAUCCUGUUGAAGCUAUCAUCUCUGAAGUAUAUGGCAACACUUUCAAAAAUUCUAAGGAUCCAUUAUUUUUCCAGGAAAGAGCAAUAUUGAGUCCUACAAACGAAGAUGUUGAUGUUAUUAACAACUAUAUGCUUAAUCGUCUAGCAGGUAAUUUUUUAAACGUUGCAGUCUAUUAAACG